AUGUGUGGUGCCCAAUCAAAUCCAAAAAGUAAGUCAUUGCAGUCAAGGUUGUAUUGGAUAUCAAACCAUAGUUAUGGAUGUACAAUAGAAUCCAGUGAUCUAAACGGACGAGAGAGACAGAUAUUAACGGUGGUGAGAGAUAGUCAGAUCUUCGACCUGGAUAUAUUGCAUAAUAUAAUAUUGAUGUCAGAUGUCCGAAACAAUCGACUCUAUCUAUAUAAUGUGUUAGAGGGUCGGAAUGGAAAAACCGUCUCGAAAGAUUGGGGUGGUAAACCACUAGGGCUGAAAGUAUUCUCACGUGAGAGGCAAUAUUACAUCGGUGAGAAUCUUUUAACAUUUACAGUUGCCAUUUUAAACUAA
Lottia gigantea (owl limpet) is the source of this 360-nucleotide messenger RNA. RefSeq lists its product as hypothetical. The coding region runs from base 1 to 360 and encodes 119 amino acids. NCBI's taxonomy places the organism in Eukaryota, Metazoa, Mollusca, Gastropoda, Lottiidae. The transcript has 3 exons. The record is from RefSeq and is a predicted model, not a curated record.